This is a messenger RNA of Cuscuta campestris, 2952 nucleotides long. The record is from the annotation of a GenBank genome assembly. Lineage: Eukaryota; Viridiplantae; Streptophyta; Magnoliopsida; Solanales; Convolvulaceae.
AGAUUAUAUACUCCAUAUUAGAUUUGAUAGUACUAAAAAAAUAUUCUAAAGAACAGGUAAGAAGAAGGCAGGGCAGAGAGCACAAUUUUAUGGUUAUUUUUCCGAGGAAGAAAAAAGAAAGAGUAGAGAGGAAGAUAUGCAGCUCUAUGCUCUCAAGUAACGACCACUAUGAUCGCUGGAGCGAGCUCCUGGAGAUUCAAAAUCUUUUGAAUGGAUUUGCUUUAGAAACCAUAUGUAGAUGCUCAAUUCAGCUCCGACUGCGUCGGAUUCAAUUCAUUUCUGCAGAUUUUAGGGUUCAUCCAAGCGUAGAUGGCCACCACUGCUCCAACAAUCCCCUCUUGGAUUCCCGAAGACGAUCUCUUGUUGAAGAACUCCGUCGAGGCAGGUGCUUCUUUGGAAGCACUUGCUAAAGGUGCAGUGCAAUUUUCUCGCAGAUUUACAUUAAAAGAACUGCAGGAAAGGUGGAACUCACUUCUGUAUGAUCCAGACAUUUCAGAGCAAGCUUCUGCUCGCAUUGUAGAGCUUGAACUUUCUGGUUUUAGCCCCUCAAUAAAGUUUAAUAAAUCCGAAACCAUAAAAGAGAGCACGGAGGUCCCUCGAAAGAGAAAAAACAAGAGCAUACACAAACACUAUUAUGCCCUGCAAAAGAAAAUUCGAAAUGAUUUUUUCAAUUCCACUGAUCUAUGUUUUCUGGAGGGACCCACUUUACAUGAUUUCAAUGGACACGGGGUUGAUUUUCAGCAGCAUGCACAUGAGAAUGUGUCUCAUGACAGAAGUGUCCUGGGGAAUUGUAUUUCAGAUAAUUUAAGGUUCCAGGAAGCGGAACUGGAUAUUCUGCGUAAUGCUUUCCCGGAAGCAUUGGGUGAGAUUGCUGCCACGUCUUCUAUCGCUUAUCCGACUGGAUGCACAAAUACAGCCGGUGAUAGCCAAGUAACUGAAGUUUUGAGGAAUACUGGAUUUUCUGAAGGUUUCUCAGCUUCCUUACAAGGGAGGGCUUCUUGUAUUCACUCAAGUAUUAAACACUGUGAAGGGCCUCAUGUGGCCAAAGAUAAUUCCCUUAACUAUAGAAAAUGCCCAGUUGGUGAGGGUUGCUGUCUACCAUCAACUACUGCAGAUGGUGAGUUUACAGAUCUCCCUGAUUCACUUUUGAAUCUUCCGAACGAUGAUGAGGUUCUCGUGGAGGAUGAGGAUGUGAGGAGCAUAUUGGACAAGUCAUCUGAUAAAAAUGGUAUUCUCAUGAAUUCUUCUGAUUGUAUUCCGAAAGGUGGGGCAUAUACUCAUGAAGCGGAGUCAUUAAUUGAUUCCAAAACAUUGCCUUUACCUCCAGAUGGUACAGACUCUAUUGACUCAGAGAUUGUUGCUUCUUCUACAUGUGGCCAGGAAGAUCCUUGUUGUCCAAAGCUUAGUGAGCCAUCUAACUUAACAUCAAACACAGAGUCAAAUAAACUAACUGAUGGUAGCAUUUGCUGCACGUUAAACACUGAGGACACUGAAAUCCCUUGUAAUGAUGAUAUAUUCUUACUUAUCCACCCAUCCACGUCAUUUGGCUCUGCAGUGAUAGAACCUAGGAGCACACACUUUAUAGACACAGUAUCUCCUGCUAUUCAGAAGGAUGCUAAAGGAGUGAAUUCCUUGACAAAAGGGAAAGGUUAUAUACCAUCUCUUUCAUGGUCUCACAAGAUUGGACAAGGCAUCUUAGGAGAAGCACAUGCUCAACAUAGAGUGCUUUCCUCUGCCGUGAAAUCCAAGCUGCCUGAAACUAACCGUCUCUCUUUGCUCUCUGGGGAGGCAAACAAGGCAUUCUCUGACUCAAGCCAAGACAUAUCCUUGCAAGGAAUUGUUGACGCCCCCACUGAUAGAUUGCAAGAGCAGGGUGCUGCUAUAGCUGGACUGGUGGGAGAUGCAUCAGACAUACAUCCGAGUAUGCCACGAUUUGCUGAAUCAGGUUCUGGCAUAGCUAAUGUAGAAUCUUCAUUCAACCCUUCAUCAUCAGACCAGGAAGAACCAACAAGUGAUGAUGAUGUACCUUAUUUUUCUGACAUCGAAGCCAUGAUACUUGACAUGGACUUAGACCCACCUGAUCAGGAUUCAUAUGCUGCAACUCACUUAAUAAGGUAUCACCCUGAAGAAAGCAAAAGGACAAUAAUAAGGUUGGAGCAGUGUGCUCGUUCUUCUAUGCAUAGAGCAAUGAUGUCACAAGGUGCUUUUGCCAUCUUAUAUGGCCGCCAUCUUAGGUCUUUCAUUAAGAAAAGAGAGGUGAUACUUGGAAGAUCCACAGAUGGCAUUGAUGUUGAUAUUGAUUUGCGAAAAGAAGGCAAUGCAAACAAAAUAUCUCGACGUCAAGCAAUUAUUAAGAUGGAGCCAGAUGGAUCUUUCUUUUUGAGGAAUAUUGGAAAGAAUUCAAUUACAGUGAACGGGAAAACAGUUGAUAAUGGCAGAAUGCACUUUCUAAGCUCUAGUUGUCUGAUUGAGAUCAAAGGAAUGGGCUUUGUGUUUGAGGUGAACAAGAAGUAUGUGCGGCAGCACGUGGACCCACACAAGGACAAAGCAAAUCUUAGCAAAUUCGAUUGGUCACCUGAUGGGUAGGGCUGAAUUCAGAAGAAAACCAUUUUAAGGUAGCAUCUUUUUUUAUAUUUAUUUUCAACUAAUCUCCCCUCCCACCCCCCGCGGAUGACUUUUAUAUCCUUCGCCGGGAUUAAACGCCUGUUUGCCCCCACAGCAGGGUGUGUACAUAUAUACACUAAUGAAUUGGUAGCAUGAAUGUUUAAAUUAGAAAUUAGAUCUAUUCAUCUGAAAACCACCACAGCAGAAGCCUUGUAGCCCUCCCCCCUCAUUUUAUUUUAUUUUGUUGGUUUAUUCUUGGUUUGGUUAGUGAGAGUGUGAGAGGAUUAUGGUCAGAAAAGGAGAUUGAAGAUCCUUUUAUAUAAUGUAACAUAAAUUUGUAGUAUAUCU